AUGAGCAUUGAACCUAAUGGACCACCAGCUUCUUUACGAGAUGUCAAACAUAUUUACCUGAUCUUAUCUGGCAAAGGAGGUGUUGGGAAGAGCUCCGUCACAACUCAGAUUGCGCUAACGUUGGCUGGGCUAGGCAAGAAAGUUGGCGUGUUAGAUAUUGACCUUACCGGCCCUUCGUUGCCCCGAAUGUUUGGGCUCGAAGGCCAAUCCAUAUACCAGUCUGCGGAAGGAUGGAUUCCUGUAACUAAGUAUGAGGGAGAACAAGGAACGCUCAAGGUCAUGUCGCUAGGUUUUCUCUUGGAUGACAGAGGAAAUAGCGUAGUAUGGAGGGGGCCAAAGAAAACAGCAAUGAUCAAACAGUUUACAAAAGAUGUAGCUUGGGGAAAACUAGACUACCUAUUGAUAGAUACCCCACCAGGAACCUCUGAUGAGCACAUUUCUAUAGCUGAAGAACUGAGGUGGGCAAAGCCUGAUGGUGCUAUCAUCGUAACAACGCCGCAAAACGUUGCGACUGCUGAUGUUAGAAAGGAGAUCAACUUUUGUCGGAAAGUUAAUUUCGAUGUCUUAGGCAUCAUCGAGAACAUGUCGGGGUUUGUUUGCCCUCAUUGCGCAGAGUGCACUAAUAUAUUUUCUAAAGGUGGUGGUGAAAGACUGAGUAAGGCCUUGGACAUCGAGUUCCUGGGUAGCGUACCGAUUGAUCCUUCUUUUGUGGAAAUGAUUGAGAAGCAGUCAUUAACCAAUGCAAAUAUCGUGGAUGCCUAUCGAAACCAGGCGCUGUUCGCGAUAUUUCAGCAAAUAAUAAAGGUCGUACAAGAGAAAAAUAUUCCUUCGAGACUUGCAUAG
Molecule: messenger RNA, 843 nt
Organism: Lachancea thermotolerans CBS 6340
Lineage: Eukaryota; Fungi; Ascomycota; Saccharomycetes; Saccharomycetales; Saccharomycetaceae
Gene: CFD1
Product: iron-sulfur cluster assembly protein CFD1
Exons: 1
Coding region: 1-843 (280 amino acids)
Biological process (GO): iron-sulfur cluster assembly
Cellular component (GO): cytosol
Molecular function (GO): ATP binding; 4 iron, 4 sulfur cluster binding; ATP-dependent FeS chaperone activity
Source: RefSeq, a predicted model, not a curated record